AUGGCACGGAAACCAGAGUCAGAGGAGCGCAAGACGGUCGGUAUCAAUAAGGAGACGGUCACCAACACUGUCUCGACCGACUUCCCCGAUAACUACCCAGACGCAGACGAAAGUUGGGACAAGGACUGGUUUGCCGAGAACCUCAGGAUAGAAUUCCACCAAAAUGAUCAGUUUGAGGCACAAUUCUCCUUGAUUGGAGUAGACGCCUCCAUUGCCAAUGCUUUCCGGCGUAUCCUCAUAUCCGAAAUUCCCACGCUUGCGAUCGAGACUGUGUUUGUCAACAACAAUACUGGUGUCAUCCAGGAUGAGGUUCUCGCGCACCGCCUGGGUCUGAUCCCGUUUACCGGUGGCAAGGAGGGCAUCAGGAACUUCAUGACGUGGUGGCACAAGCCGGCAGAGGGAGAGGACACCUACUCGACAACCUACGAUCACAACACGAUACAACUGAGACUGCAGGUCAAGUGCGAACACAACCCAGACGCCGCACCCGGCGAGACGGACUCGCGAAAGUUGUACCACAAUGCGCACAUCUACGCCAAGGACAUUGUCUUUGAGCCCGUUGGCAAGCAAGAAAAAUACUUUUCGGGCGACGACGUGAUCCGCCCCACGAACCCCGACAUUUUGAUCGCCAAGCUGCGGCCCGGCCAGGUGAUUGACCUGGAGAUGCACAUGCACAAGGGCGUUGGCUCCGACCACUCCAAGUUCUCACCCGUGGCCACGGCCAGCUACCGACUCAUGCCCGUCAUCAAGAUCCUCCAGCCCAUCCUGGGCGACGACGCCAAGAAGUUCCAAGAGUGCUUCAUGCCCGGCACCAUCAAGCUGGAAAAGGUGACCAAGAAGACGGCCAAGGAGGACCCGCAGUACGCCGGUCACGAGGGCGAGACCAUGGCCGUCGUUGAUAACGCCAUGUACGACACGGUGAGCAGAGAGGUCUUGCGGCACGAGGAGUUUGAGGGCAAGGUCAAGCUGGGCAGAAAGAGGGAUCACUUUAUCUACUCCAUUGAGAGUACGGGACAGUGGGACAGUGAUGAGCUCUUCCUCGAGUCGGUGCGUACGAUGAAGAAGAAGGUCCAGAAGCUGCAGACACAAGUCGAGAACAUGGUCUACACCUACUCCGGCUAA
Molecule: messenger RNA, 1122 nt
Organism: Pestalotiopsis fici W106-1
Lineage: Eukaryota; Fungi; Ascomycota; Sordariomycetes; Amphisphaeriales; Sporocadaceae
Exons: 2
Coding region: 1-1122 (373 amino acids)
Biological process (GO): DNA-templated transcription
Cellular component (GO): RNA polymerase III complex; RNA polymerase I complex
Molecular function (GO): protein dimerization activity
Source: RefSeq, a predicted model, not a curated record